Messenger RNA from Peronospora matthiolae, 1656 nucleotides. Lineage: Eukaryota; Oomycota; Peronosporomycetes; Peronosporales; Peronosporaceae. The record is from the annotation of a GenBank genome assembly.
AUGGGUCGUAAGAAACAGUUCAUUAACAAGAAAACGGCGCAGCACUUUCACGUGGUGCACCGCAGCCAACGAGACCCCAAGGCGAACGACCCCGAGGCGUCCAAGUACGUGCUCCUUUCGUCCAAUCAGAACGUGGAGCUGCACUCGUCGGGCUCUGAAAACGGGUCUGAUACUGACGACUCGAUUCCUAAUAAGGAGGAAGACGAAAGUGAUGACGAGAUGCCGGACCUUGUGGAGGUUGCGUCAAUAGCCCCGGCUGUGAAGGCCAGAGGAGCUUUUCCCGUUCGUCGCGUGCGCUUUGGUGGUGUGGAAGCUGAAGAUCUUGUGGAUGAGAACGGAUUGCCGAGAGAUGGGUACGACUAUUCGCAGCAUAUGAAGGAGAUGGGACAGGGCAAGUUUUACUCGGCGACGAGUCGGUUUGACGCUGGUGAAGCGGCUCGAGCGCUGUCGAGGAAAGUCGAGUUGCCAUUGGAUGCGCUCCCGAGCGCUGACGAGCAGGAUCGGCUGUUGCAAGCCAUUACGUUGACGACGGAUGUCAUGGAUGACGAUUUGAGAGAGGCGCUGGUGAAUGAUGAGGCGUUCGAGGAGCUGGACGAUUCGUUUAUGAUGCAGGCUGCGGAAGAGAAUGUCGAGCCGAGUGAGGCUGACGACUUUGACUAUGACGCACACAUUGCCAAGCUGAUGGAGGCUGCCAGUGGCAUCACGCCGUUGUAUCGUGGCAACUUGACAGACAGUGAAGGAUCCGUUAGUGAGGAUGAUGAGGAGCGUAGUGACGGUGAAGGUUAUGAUGAUGACGAAGACGAAGCUGAGACGUCGAAAACGCGUGACGAAGCACAGCGAGUGCUGGACGAACUUUUUGAAAAGACGCUGGCGGAUGAGUACGACGAUGAGCAGCUUGGUGAGCUGGACGAGGACGACCCUGAGACGCGCGGAAAGGAGACGCUCGACGGUGAGCUUCUCGACGCUGUGGUGGAGGACUAUGUUUUUGUGCAGCAAGAACUUGCUGACGCAGAGGGCAAGCUAGGCAAUCCGCUGCGUGAAGGCAAUCAUCUGAAGCAAGUACUGGAGACGUGCGAGGCCGAGCGUUAUGCAUACGAGUAUGAUGAAGGCGCCGAGACAGAGAAGGAAGAGGAACCUGAAGACCAGGCGGCGCGCACUGAGCGUGAAAAGAAGGAGCUGCAGGAGCUCUACGAGCGCAACCAGUAUUUGCAGCGUGAAGAGCAUGAGACGUGGGACUGUGAGACCAUCGUGAGUACGUACUCGACGCUGAGCAACCAUCCGACGGUUCUGCGAGAGACUACGACUCGGCGCAAAAAGAAGAAACAGCCGGUGCUUAGCAGUACUGCAGAGGGUGGAGACACUCGUAAGCAGAAGGUGACAUUGUCACGCAAGACAGGUAUGCCGCUGGGUGUUUUCGAGGCUGCGAACUCACUGAACAAGGCGGAGACAAGUAAGCAGCAGACACCGCAACAAGAGAGUAGCCGGAGGCCAAAGGGUGAGACCAAAGAGCAGAAGCGCAUACGCAAGGCCGCUGUCAAGAUGGAGAAAAUGACUCGGCGUGCUGAGAAGAAGGAUACCAAGUUGGCAUUCAAGGAGGAGGAAGCGCGGCAGUCGACACAGACAGUGGCAGGUCGGGUGUCCGUCUUCAGGUACUGA